Molecule: messenger RNA, 1572 nt
Organism: Adineta ricciae
Lineage: Eukaryota; Metazoa; Rotifera; Eurotatoria; Adinetida; Adinetidae
Source: the annotation of a GenBank genome assembly
AUGCCUGAAGUUGAUGAAUGCCAACGUUUAAAUAUUGAUGAUGAAACAGCGAAAGAACGACGAUCGAGUAGUUCAGCAUCCGAAGGUCGAGCGACGAUGGUUACCUACUGGAAACGUAAUUCCAAUCCUAAUCUUGAAAGUAUGAUGCUCGAUACGAAUGCAGAUAAAAUCAAUCGAUAUGAAUAUCCGGAAAUUCUCGAAUGUUUGCCUGAUCUCGAUGGAAAACGCGUUCUUGAAUUAGGUGCUGGUAUUGGACGUUUUACCAAAAAGUUCGCUCAAUUAGCGAAGUCAGUUGUCGCGGUGGAUUUUAUGGAGAGUUUCUUGGAGAAAAACAAAGAAGAAAAUAGUCAUUAUGGCACCGUCGAAUUCUUACAUCAAGAUGCAACGUUAUUAAACUUUGAACCGAAUAGUUUUGAUAUUGUUUUUAGCAAUUGGCUUUUUAUGUAUUUAUCUGAUCAAGAAACUGAACAACUUUUACAGAAAAGUUUAACUUGGUUAAAAUCAGAUGGAACGUUAUUUUUCCGUGAAUCUUGUUUUCAUUCUUCAGGAAACAUCAAGCCCGAUGAAAAUCCUACACACUAUCGUUCACCUCGGCAAUAUAUCGAUAUGUGUCAAUCUCGUAUACUGAAUACAACGCCGGAACAAGUCUUUGAACUCGUUUUCGCUAAGGCAUUGGAAUCUUAUUAUGAAAUCAAACAAAACAAUAAUCAAGUCUGCUUUUUAUUCAACAAAACCAACCUACAAAAUCAUAAUGGUUACAAAACAUUGCAAGAUUUUCUUGAUCAUUCGGAAUAUGCGGAAAAAAGUAUUCAAAAAUACGAAUCAGUCCGGGGCCUAGGUUUCGUUACCAUCGGUGGUUCGAUAUUAACACACGAAUUAGUCAAACGACUUGAUCUGACCAAAUCGCAGCGUUUGUUAAACUUCGGCUGUGCAACUGGCGGAAGUUCAUUUCAAAUCGCUCAAGAGUACGGCUGCGAAAUCAUCGGUGUAGACAUCUCAGCAAAUAUGAUCGGCAUGGCAUGGGAUCGAGCUUUGUCGUACAAAGGAUAUAAAAUUCGUUUUGAGAUCGGUGAGGGUACAAAAAUGCGAUUUUCUCCAUCGAAAUUCGAUGCGAUUUACAGUCGUGAUGUCAUCUUCCAUGUGUCGGAUAAAACAACUCUCUUGAACAAUUUCUAUACAUGGUUGAAAAGUGAUGGUCGAUUGCUGAUCACAGAUUUCUGCUGUGGUAAUACACCGUUCUCUCAAGAUCUAAUUGAUUAUGCCCGUAGUGGUAUCUAUACGCUUACACCUAUUCAAGAAUACGCUGAUCUUAUUGAAAAAUGUGGCUUUGUUCAAGUUCGUGCUGAGGAUUGUUCUGAUUUGUAUCAACAAUACUGUUUGAACGAAAUUGAGAUUGCUGAAAAGAAUCGAGCAAAUCCGGACUCGAAACUCUCUCGUCAAGAACUAGAUGCAUGUGUUCGUCAAUGGAAAUUGAAAUACUCUUUAACCAACUCCGGCCAACGUCGCUGGUGUAUUUUCGAAGCAAGAAAACGAACAAGUUCCUGUCGAGAAGAUGAUAUAAACGAACAGUAG